Molecule: messenger RNA, 6143 nt
Organism: Gadus chalcogrammus (walleye pollock)
Lineage: Eukaryota; Metazoa; Chordata; Actinopteri; Gadiformes; Gadidae
Gene: xrn1
Product: 5'-3' exoribonuclease 1
Exons: 41
Coding region: 140-5251 (1703 amino acids)
Biological process (GO): rRNA catabolic process; nuclear-transcribed mRNA catabolic process
Cellular component (GO): nucleus
Molecular function (GO): RNA binding; 5'-3' RNA exonuclease activity
Source: RefSeq, a predicted model, not a curated record
GCUGUUGCAGCCAUAGCCAGUUCCCUUGAAGCGAAACCGGAUGCCUUGACUCCACUGACCAGCUUGCCGUGACCAGAGCUGAACUCGUUUACCUUCUGACGGAACCAGCUCUAGAGGAGAGGAACGUUCCGCGGUGACAAUGGGAGUACCAAAGUUCUACCGCUGGAUCUCCGAGAGAUACCCGUGUCUGUCCGAGGUGGUGAAGGAGCACCAGAUCCCAGAGUUUGAUAACCUCUACCUGGACAUGAACGGGAUCAUCCACCAGUGCUCCCACCCCAACGAUGAGGACGUCCACUUCCGCAUCUCUGAGGAAAAGAUCUUUGCAGAUAUCUUCCACUACCUGGAGGUCCUGUUCCGCACCAUCAAACCCCAGAAGGUGUUCUUCAUGGCGGUGGAUGGCGUGGCUCCCAGGGCCAAGAUGAACCAGCAGAGAGGACGCCGUUUCAGGUCUGCCAAGGAAGCAGAAGAUAAGAUCAAGAAAGCUCUGGAGAAAGGAGAGAUCCUCCCCACAGAGGCUCGCUUUGACUCCAACUGUAUCACCCCAGGUACGGACUUCAUGGCGCGGCUCCAGGACCAGCUCCAGUACUUCGUGAACAGCAAGCAGACGUCAGACCGCAGCUGGCAGGGUGUCCAGGUGUACCUGUCCGGGCACGAGACUCCGGGGGAGGGGGAACAUAAGAUCAUGGAGUUCAUCCGCUCAGAGAACGCCCGGCCAGGUCACGACCCCAACACCCGCCACUGCCUAUACGGCCUGGACGCAGAUCUGAUCAUGUUAGGUCUGACCAGCCAUGAGCCUCACUUCUCCUUACUGAGGGAGGAAGUUCGCUUUGGAGGGAAGAAAUCCCAGAAGAGGAUAACUGCCCCAGAGGAGACCACCUUUCACCUGCUGCACUUGUCCCUGAUGAGAGAAUACAUCGACUACGAGUUCUCUGCUCUCCGGACCCAGAUCGGGUUCCCGUACGACCUGGAGCGGAUCAUCGAUGACUGGGUCCUCAUGGGCUUCCUGGUGGGGAACGACUUCAUCCCUCAUCUCCCUAACCUCCACAUCAACCACGACGCACUGCCCCUGCUGUACCGGACCUACAUCAGCGUGCUGCCCCAGCUGGGAGGUUACCUGAACGAGAACGGACAUCUGAACCUCGGGAACUUUGAGAAGUACCUUGAGAAGCUCUCAGAGUUCGACAGAGAACACUUCAACGAGGUGUUUGUGGACCUCAAGUGGUUCGAGAGCAAAGUGGGCAACAAGUACCUGAACGAGGCGGCCGGACGGGCGGCCGAGAAGGAGGCCGGCAGCAAGAAGGCCAAGAAGAGAGAGGAGGCGGCUCUCUGUCUGGCAGGGCUGGCCUCAGCCAAUAAGGAGCCCCCAGAGGAAGAAGAGGAGGAAGAUGAUAUAUUUGAGUCUGAGCUUCGGCAGUACAAACGCACCUACUACAUGACCAAGAUGGGCGUGGACGUAGUGUCAGAUGAGUUCCUGUCCGGCCAGGCCCUGUGUUACGUGGAGGGGAUCCAGUGGAUCCUUCACUACUAUUACCAUGGAGUCCAGUCCUGGAGCUGGUACUACCCCCACCACUACGCCCCCUUCCUGUCCGACAUCAGGAACAUCGCUGACCUGAGGUUGACCUUUGACCUAGGCCGACCCUUCAUGCCCUUCCAGCAGCUGCUGGCCGUGCUACCAGCAGCGAGCAAAGACCUGCUACCCCAGAGCUACAGGCCCCUGAUGACCAGUGAAAGCUCGUCCAUCAUCCAGUACUACCCGCUGGACUUCAAGACUGACCUGAACGGGAAGCAGCAGGAGUGGGAGGCUGUGGUGCUCAUCCCCUUCAUCGACGAGAGGUGUUUGUUGGCAGCGAUGGAGCCGUGCAACGAGCAUCUGACUAAAUGGGAGAAGACGAGGAACCGACACACCGAGUGCAUCGUCUACACCUACGACACCGACGUAGACUUAACCUACCCCUCCCCACUGCCCCUGCAGUUCCCCAACAUCACGCACUGCCAUGUCAGGGCGACGGCCGUGCCGAUGGACGCCUGGCACGUAUCCAUGGCCCACGUGGGACGACCCAUUGACCGCUCGGCGCUCUACUUCUGUGGCUUCCCCACGCUGCAGCACAUCAAACACAAGUUCUAUAAGAAGAAGGGUGGAGUGAUGGUGUUCCAGCAGCCCAGCAGAGGAGAGAACACCAUCCUGGAGAUCAUCCAGCAGGAGGAGCCACUGUGUGAGGAGGUGGCCGCCCGGGUCCUGGGGAGGCCGGUCUUCGUCAGCUGGCCCCACCUGGAGGAGGCCCGCGUGGUGGCGGUGUCAGACGGGGAGACCAGGUUCGUCCUGGAGGAACCCCCCGGGGUCCAGAAGGUCUACGAGCGGCCCUCCAGCCCCCCUCCAACCAGGACCUCACACCUCUCUGACAAGGACCACAAGGACUGGGUGAAGGACGUCCAGGGGAACACGGAGCACUUCAUGAAGAGGAAGGGCAUCGUGGUGAAGGAGACGGCGGUGGUGGUGUACGUCCAGCAGCUGACAGGGAGGAAGUACGUCCCCCUCCCCGACGGGUCGGUGGUCCUGGAGAAACAGUGGUCCAGACAGGUCCUAAACUUCCCCUACCAGACCGUGGUCAAGGACAUCGAGGCGUUUGAUUCGUGCCACGCCCGCUUCAGGACGCUGGAGGAGCUCUUCCCCCCGACCAGCAACGUGUUCAUGGUGGGACACCCCUACUACGGGGCCCUCGGAGAGGUGCUUGAUUCCAGUGAUGUCAUCAAAGAGGGCCGGGUCCGAGUCGUCUUCAACGUCCCGCAAGAACCACAGCUAGAGUCUCUGAUCCACAACCAGCAUAAGUUCUCUGUGCGCUACAGCCCCGGCUACAUCCUGGCGUCCCGUCUGGGCGUCACCAGCUACCUGGUGUCACGCUUCUCAGGGAGCAUCUUCAUUGGCCGAGGAUCCAAGAGGAACCCGUGUGGUGAGCAGAAGGCCAACGUGGGGUUGAACCUGAAGUUCAACAAGAAGAACGAAGAGGUGCCGGGCUACACCCGGCGGACGGAGAAGGAGUGGCUCUACUCCUCCGCCGUGGAGGAGCUGCUGGGGGAGUACCUGGACAGGUUCUCGGAGGUGUUCGACCUGGUCUCCAGGAACAGUCAUGACGAUGUGUUCUAUGAAGAUGACAUCUGGCCUGCAGCGGAACACAAUGGGGCCCAGAAGGUCUCUGAAAUCACUUCCUGGCUGCGGGAGCAUCCUGUCAGCCUGGUCGGACGCACGUCAUGUGACCUCCAGGUGCUGGACGGCAACAUCGUGGAGAAGAUCGAGGAGCAGGUGGAGAGGGCCAAGAUUAAGAAGAGCAGUAAGAAGGUCCGUGUGACUGUGAGGCCUCAUCUCCUUUUCAAGCCCAUGGAGCAGCACCAGGGCGUGGUCCCCGACCCGGACGCGGAGUUCCAGCUGUUUGACCGCGUGGUCAACAUCAGGGACAGCUUCACCGUCCCGCUGGGCCUCAGGGGCACCGUGGUGGGCAUCCAGGGAGCUGCCAGGGAACCAGAAGUCCUUUAUGAGGUUGUGUUUGAUGAAGAGUUUGUUGGAGGACUCACCAUCAGGUGCACUAUGGGCCGUGGGUACCGCCUCCCCUCCUGCGCUCUGAUCAACCUGUCCCAUGGAGUCCGGGCGGAGAGCGGAGCGCACAAACUGACCGCCAUCGUGAAGCCCCAGCGCCAGGCCGGCCCCCCCCCCCAGAACAACCACAAGCAGCCCGGAGGGGGGAGGACAGACCCCCAGGGAGGCAGGAAGCCAAACAGCAAGGUAAAAGAGGAGUUCACCAAUGCCUGGCAGACGGCAAAGAACGCUGGACCCCCUCAGAAACCCCCAGGACACUGGCAGAGCUCUGAAGGAAAUAUUCAACAGAAUAAACCCCAGCAACACACUACUCCUAACAACAAGACAGCUCCUGGUGGAUUCAGACUGUUGAAGAGAAACGAAGAUGCCAACCCUCAUCUCCCUCCAAACAUCUCUGCUACCAAGGCUUCCACUGAAUUUGAGGAGCUCAUCGCCAACCUCAAGAUCUCCCACAGCAACCAGCAGAUCUCCCAUGGCAACCAGCAGAUCUCCUAUGGCAACCAGCAGAUCUCCCAUAGCAACCUGCACGGCCCCGUCCCCCUCCCUCCUCCACAGCAAGACAGCAACCAAUCAGACGGACCGCUGUCUCCACAGUCCUUCGCUAUGAAGGGGACCAUGGUGCUCAAGGAGAUGUUGAAGAUUGACAGCCCUAGCCCCGCCCCCUCAGGAAGCCAGCAACCAACCAGGAGACGGUCCUCUAAGAAGCUUGCGGCUCAGAUGAACGCCCCUCAGACUGAGUCACAUGUUGUGGGUCACCAGGCCACGCCCUUCCAGGCCACACCCUUCCAGGCCACGACCUUCCCGGCCACGCCCCUCCAGGAUAAGCCCCUCCCCCUGGGUCUUGGGGCGGCGGGUCCUGGGGUGGCGGCGGAGCUCUCUAGGGUCUGCGUGGGUCUCGGCAUCGGAGCUCCAGACAUCAGCAGCAUGCGCACCAGACAGGGCCUGGUGGCCUGCCAGGUGAAGCUGUCUAACGGACUGGUCCUCCAGGGACCACAGUGUCCCUCAGAACACGAGGCCAAGGAGAAGGCUGCCCUGCUCACCCUGCAGAGACUGACGUCGAUGGGGCUGGGCUUCCCCCUCCCCCCCUCCAUGUUCUCGGGGAUCGGAACAAUGAGGAGUCCUCACAUGGGAGCCACUCCCCCUCUGUUCAACCAAUCAGCAGGGGGUGUUCUGAUGCCCCCCCAGGCCUAUGGUCCCCUGUGGGGUCUGACCCCCCCCCACCCCAACCAGCCCUUCUUCAUGGGGCCGGGGACCUUCCCCGGGGCCGCCCGAGGUCCUGCCCCUGCCCGGGGCCCCGCCCCCUCCCCCACCCUGCCCAUCGGAUCACAUAACCAGUUCGUUCCUCUACAGGUGACGAAGAAGAGGGUGUCCUCAAACAGGAAGGGCCAGGAUGGCAGAGAGUUCUACAGGAAGCAGAACCUGCCAACCGGCCAAUCACAGGCCACUAGCCAACACGCCGGCCAACCACAAGGCCAGGGUAAAGUGGACCCACCCCCUGGCAAUAGAAGCCCCGCCCCCUCCGGCCAGCCUGAAGGCAUGGCCGCGACGACCACCCAAUACACGCCCCCCCGCCAAGCCCCGCCCCACACACCUGGCUCCGCCUCCAAGAGGAGAAACAGGAAGCUGGCGGUCAACUUCCUGCCGGCUAAAGUCUCUGAGUGACGCGUGUGGAGUGGAGGGAGAUGAGUUGACUCCUCCUCCUUUUCCUGAUCAUGUGUUACCCAUCUCGUUACUCGACCGCCAGCGACGCCCACUGACAGGACGCUAACAUUAGGAAAGCAUUGUUUAAUUCUAAUCUAAUUCUGAAACAUUUAAUCCACAUUCAGAGAGACACAUGUUACUUACUGCCAGACAUUAUUCAUAAUCAGCCUUGGAUCUCAUCUCGUUUUAAGCCAAUUAAACGUCUUGAUAAAACAAAAAAUACUUUUUAAAUCCAUUUGUUCGUUUUAACUGUUGAGCAGCAAGGUUUCCACCCAAGUCUCGAGUAUCUGGUUGUGUUACCUUAACUGAGCUCAAUGUUGGGUUGUGUUACUGUAACUACAUUUGCAUUGUUGUGUUACCAUAACUAAACUCUGUAGCGUUGUAUUACCGCUACUCUCCAAAAUGUUGUUGUACAAUAACUAAACUCCAUAACAUUGGGUUGUGUUACCGUAACUACACUCUGUGAUGUUGUGUUACUGCUACACUCCCUAGCAUUCGGUUGUGUCACCCUAGCAUUGGGUUGUGUCAACCUAGCGUUGGGUUGCGUCACUCUAGCGUUGUGUUACACACCUCAGUUCUAAAUGAAUUUAUGACUAUCUCAAAGGAGGUGGAUUUUAAUUUUCAUGAUUUGUUUUAAUUCUUUAAGUCUGGAUAUUUUAAAGGCAGCGUGUUUCUUUGUAGGAAAGCUGUUGAACUGUUUGUACACUGAUUGUUUGAAGGCUGUUUCCAGCUGCAUGUUGUCUUACUGCCAAGGAAUGUGCAGCAAAUAAAGUUUCUUUCCUAUCGCACAACACAGUGCUUCUGUUCUGGUGAGCAGCCCAUUGCUGGACAACCGUUUACCCUGGGCAACUAG